AUGGAAUCAAACAACCAGUCACAAUCCCACGUGGUCGACGCCCUGAUAAUCGGCGGAGGCAUCUCGGGGCUGGCUGCCGCCCUCACGCUAGCGCGACAGCAGCACACGGCGAUGGUCCUAGACUCUGAGGAGUACCGCAAUGCACCGAGUCCCUACAUGCACAAUGUUCUAACAUGGGACAACCAAGAAACGGAGACGUUCCGCGCAGCGGCCAAAGACAACAUUCUCGCCACAUAUACGACGAUUCAGUUCGAGAAAGCGGAGGUCGAUACCAUCAAGGAGGCGACCAAGGAAAACUCGCAGCAGGAGUUCGUCGUGUCCGCCGCGGACGGCAGAUCAUGGACCGGAAGGAAAGUGAUUCUCGCGGUCGGAGUCCGCGACGUCUUCCCGGAAAUUACGGGUUACGCGGAGUGUUGGGCGAAGGGCAUUUACCACUGCUUCUUUUGCAAGGGCUACGAAGCUCGGGGAGCUAAGUCUGCAGGAAUCCUAGCCCUUCCCGAUAUCGCGAAAGUCCCUGCAGUUCUUCAUGCAGCCCGCACAGUAAGCCGAUUCGCCCAAGACGUCAAUGUCUACACCCAUGGGUCUGGGGAGUUAGGCGACGCAAUUGUGAAAGCACAAGGAGAAAACCAGCUCUUCAAAGUAGACAAUCGGAGGAUCGAGCGCUUGGAGAAGGGCUCCGGUUUCGCCGACAUCAUCGUCCACUUCGAAGGAGGGGAAAGUGUGACGGAGGGGUUCAUGGGCCACAAACCGCCCACGGAACCCAAGGGGAAGCUAUAUGACCAGCUCGGGCUGGAAAUGAAUGCUAUGUUGGAUCCCGUACUCAAGCCCAUGUUCCUUGAGACGUCGCGGAAGGGCGUUUUCGCUUGCGGUGAUGCGGCUUCGGGAAUCAAGACCAUUCCGCAGUCCCUCUUCACUGGCUCGGUGGCUGCAGCGGCAGUUUGCGCACAGAUUCAGGCCGAGGAUGCGUGCCAACCAUGUAUCUUUUAAUAUGGGCUUACUGAGUCCUGGAUCUUACGUUUGAAGGGGGGUUGGGGUUGAUUGACAAGAGCUAUUGGCCACUCGGGAUUCAAUUUACUUUGCGUUGUACCAAGGUCCAAUGCUUAUGGCUAAAACUAGUAUAGAUACCUCGACUAUAAGCCAAUCCGAUCAGAAUAUAAGGUAGCUAGACAAUCGAAGCGCGGUUACUUUAGUUGCGCGGACAUGCCUUGCCUUACUUGCAUCGGAGAACAGCUGUUGUGUCUUUGCAGGUGAGGGAGUGACAUGUGAUUUAUGAUGCGACGGCACUUAUCGGUAACCACGACUUUGCUUGCCCGGAAAUAGCCA
Xylaria bambusicola is the source of this 1323-nucleotide messenger RNA. RefSeq lists its product as uncharacterized. The record is from RefSeq and is a predicted model, not a curated record. The coding region runs from base 1 to 987 and encodes 328 amino acids. Lineage: Eukaryota; Fungi; Ascomycota; Sordariomycetes; Xylariales; Xylariaceae. The transcript has 2 exons. Gene Ontology annotation, molecular function: oxidoreductase activity.